CUGUUUUCCUACGGUAUUACGAAUGCGGGAAAGACCCAUACCGUCCUAGGAAAUAUUUCCAAAAAGAAGGAAGCCUGGGGGCUGGUUCCUCGGGCCGUCUCCGAUGCCUUGGAUCGUCUACCCCCGACUGCGCAUCUGACAAUGAGCUACUUUGAAAUCUACAACGAGAACGUCUAUGAUCUUUUGCCGCAAUCUCUACAAAACGAAAACGUUGCGAAAUUCGCCGAUCCCCUCAAAGUGCGUGAAUGGCACGGGCGUGCGGUAGUCUCGGGCUUGGCCAAGCACCGUCUACACUCGCUGCAACAAGGCCUCGACCUUAUCGUAAUGGCCAAGCAACGUCGGCAUACCGCCACCAACAACAUCAAUCGCGAUAGCAGUCGAUCCCACUGUGUUUGUCAACUUACAGUGGAAACA
This is a messenger RNA of Phaeodactylum tricornutum CCAP 1055/1, 414 nucleotides long. It is a transcript of the gene Pt-KIF13, whose product is annotated as kinesin family-like protein. Lineage: Eukaryota; Bacillariophyta; Bacillariophyceae; Surirellales; Neidiaceae. Gene Ontology annotation, molecular function: microtubule binding; ATP hydrolysis activity; microtubule motor activity. The transcript has a single exon. The annotation marks the transcript as partial. Gene Ontology annotation, cellular component: kinesin complex; microtubule. The record is from RefSeq and is a predicted model, not a curated record. Gene Ontology annotation, biological process: microtubule-based movement.